Messenger RNA from Vidua chalybeata, 4106 nucleotides. RefSeq names its product transcription elongation factor A N-terminal and central domain containing (gene TCEANC). Bases 821 to 1963 code for a protein of 380 amino acids. Gene Ontology annotation, cellular component: nucleus. The transcript has 2 exons. The record is from RefSeq and is a predicted model, not a curated record. NCBI's taxonomy places the organism in Eukaryota, Metazoa, Chordata, Aves, Passeriformes, Viduidae. Gene Ontology annotation, biological process: DNA-templated transcription.
CACACCUGAGGCUGCAUGGGACAGCAAGUUACUUCCACGGCUGCUGCCCUCUCGGGACUGCUUUCACCCUGCAGUAGCCGCAGGGACAGCACAGGUGCCCAGAGGGAAUACACCUGCCACAGUCAUCCCACAGCAGAUUCACAGGAUCAGUUAGCUUGGAAAAGACCUCGGGGAUCGGCAAGUCCAACCCGAUCCGACACCACGCUGUCAGCCAGAUCACGGCACCGAGUGCCACGUCCAGACAUUCCUUAAACACCUCCAGGGACGGUGACUCUGCCACCUGCUUGGGCAGUCCAUUCCAGCAUCUAAGCACUCCUUCUGUGAGUAAAUUCUUCCUAAUGUCCACUGUAAACCUCUGCUGGCACAGCUUGACGCUAUAUCCUCUCAUCCUGUCACUAGCUGCGUGGGGAAGAGGCCGACCCACAGCUGGCUACCAUCUCCUGUCAGGUGGCUGUAGAGAGUGAUAAGGUCACCCCUAAGCCUCCUCCCGGCUAAACAACCCCCGCUCCCUCGGCCGCUUCUCAUAGGACAUACGCUCCCAACCCUUCUCUGGACACGCUCCAGCACCUCAGUGUCCUCCCUGGAGAGAGGCGCCCAGAAGCGGGUACAGUACUCGAGGCGGCCUUAGCGGUGCUGAGUACACGGGAAGAAUCGCUUCCCUAGUUCUGCUAGCCACACUCUUCCUGGUACAGCGGGACGCGGUUUCUCUUUCCUGAGACACCCCCGGGCCCGCAAGCGGAGCUGCCCACGCCCGCUGUCCGCCAGCGCCCCGGCAGCGGCGGGAGCAGCGCGCAGCCGCCUGGGCCGCAGCCGCGCGGAGAUGGCGGCGGAGCAGGAAGCGGGCGGGCGGCGCCACGCUGGGCCCCGCUGCGGAGGUUUAAAAAUGUCUGAUCUGAAAAAUAUUGUACACAGAACCCAUUGUAUUGAAAAACUGCUGUCUGAGAACAAUUUGCAAGAUAUUGAGGAUCAUCUUAAAGAACUUGAAUAUGUUGAUAUGACGGUAGAAUAUCUUCAGGGGACAGAAGUCACCAAGGUUGUAUAUAGAGUACUCAAGAGCUGCCCUUCAGGAGAGUUGAAAAAGAAAGCAAAGCAGUUAUUGUCAAGGUGGAAAUCACUUUACAAGAAUAACUGUGCUCAGUCAAUGCCAGUUAAAAAGUCAGUUUCUGUGUAUGUGAAAGAACAAAUUGAGCAUCUCAGUGUAGUUCCUAGAGAGCAGUUGCUAUCUGAAGGACCAUGUCAGCAGGAGCCAUUAGAUGGUACUAGUUCCAACAGUUUGAUCCCAUCACAAACUGUUAAAAAUGUGGUGUGUAACAAUGCAGAAAGCAGUAUGAAUCAGCUUUCUUCUUUUGAGGAACAACAUGCUGUUCAUGAAGAUUCUAAAUCUGUUGUUAGUGAAGCAAGUCUGCAGCAGGAUCUGAUGAGAGCUCUGAGGUGUAAAUGUGUGGAUCUUCUUUACAAAGCUUUGAUUGAUUCUGCCAAAGAUGAAGAAACUGUUAAAUGGCUAGAGUUAGCUAAAGAAAUUGAAGAACAUAUUUUUGCUCUUCAUGCUAAAAAUGAUAAAAAGUAUAAAAAUUGCAUCAGAAGUAAAAUCUCUAACCUUAAGAACCCAAAAAGUUGCCACUUAAAGCGUAACCUUUUUUCAGGAACUUUGAGCCCAAAGGCUUUUGCUGAGAUGACAGUGAUGGAAAUGGCCAGCGAUGAACUGAAACAGCUGAGGGCCCUGUACACAAAAUCAUCUGUUCAGGAACAUCAGCUUCCACAGGUUAUUAAUGGCACACAGACAAACAAAAUAAAGUGCAGACGCUGUGAAAAAUUUGAUUGCACUGUCACUAUGAUUGCCAGAGGAACUCUCUUUCUUCCAGCUUGGGUGCGAAACACAAAUCCGGAUGAACAAAUGUUGACGUACGUUAUUUGUAAUGAAUGUGGAGAACAGUGGUAUCACAGCAGAUGGAUUUGUUUGUAAAGCUAUCUCUCUAGAAUAAGGGACUUGGAAAUGUGUAUGAGAACUUACCUCUGUUGAAACUCUGUAAUUUUAAAUUCUGUGCUGAUACUAUGUGGGUGCUGCCACUAAAAACUGCAAAAUCAGUUUUAAAAAACUGCUCAUGUAUUUUUAAAGAUGGCUUGAAUGAAUCUUACAUGUUUUUAAGUAAUGUAAAUAUGUAAAGAAAUAAAGGGUAAAAGGAAAAAAUGGUUACACUAUCUAAGUGGAAUGUUUACUAGUAAAUCCAUUAAAAUUAUUCCAAGUGCUGAGUUUUUUCCUGAAGGGACUGGCUACUUGGAUUUUUUUUUUAACUUCAGGAGGAGUUCUUUCAUGGAAUAUAAGUUUCAUUUACAUUAAACAAAUUGUUUUCAAAACUGCAGUUCACGUACUUACGUGCAUUGCAGAAUGUUCAGCAUGGAUUCACUCCUUAAUUAAAUCACUUUUUGUGAGCAAGUGUGAGAUUAUUAAGUUGGUUUGAGAGGUGAUUUCUAACAGGGCAAUAAAGAAACUAAAAGUAGACCAUUAAAGGGGGUAGAAAGCACCUAGCAAAGGAAAGCAAGAAUGAGAUUCUGCUUUAUGUUUUUAGCUAUUAGAAGGAAAACAGGACUUGUGACAGUCUAUCAGUAUGCCAGCCAGAUUUACAAUGUAAGAUGGUGUGUCCUGCUACUGCAAAGAAAUUAAUGCAGGAUCAGACAAUGAAUUAUUUCAGAAAAUUAUGUAAAUACAUUAUUGGAUGUAUGCUUAAUAAAUAAAAUUAAUAGGAGUUCAUUACUUUCUUGAGUGGAUAUCCUCUCUGGAACUGGGACACCUGUCCUGAACUGAGAAAACUAAUGUUUCUAUAUAGUGCACAUUACCCACAAACAACAAAUAGAAGGAAAUCCAAUAGCAGAAGUCUUAAUACAUAUUUUUGUUCCAGAGUCAACAGGAUUCUCACUCAUUGUUCACUAAAAGUAUUUAUUAAAAAAAAAAUCUUCUCACCUAAGUAAGUGACCUGUAUCUUUUACAAAUGUACAACAGGCAUUUAGCACUUCAAGGUUAAAAUAUAUCAGCAGAGCAGAGAAACCUGCUGAGUAUUUGCUGGAGGAAUUGAGGACAGUUCUGCACCCAUCUGACUGUGACACAGCUGAGGCUGGUCAGCUCCUCUGGGCUGAGAAAGGAGUUGGAGGCAUGACAUGAAAAAAUAGGUAUUGGUGUACUAAAUGCCAGCCAGGACUGAAAGACAGGCCUUUAUCUGUAUAUGGGGAAAUGUAUGUGUAACCUGAUGUUGCAAGGAGACACUUAAAAACUAUUCUACUGAAAAAAAAAAAAAAAAGAAAAAUCUUUCUGUUGUGUGAAAGGUUAACAAUUACCUUUCAGUAGUAUUACUUAGAUUUUUAACAUGUAAAAAUGUGUGUUUUAGGGGAAUUGCACUGAGGUAAAAUACGCAUUAAAGCUUUCGGCCAGACCCCCAGUGUUCAGCUGUGUAACCAAGGAGUUGCUAUCUGGCCUUCCUUCCCAGCCCUUCCUUGUGUGCUGGAAUUGAUGCUUAUGAGUAAUCCUGCUUAAGUGGCAGUACUUUUGUGUAAAGUAUUAUUGUUACCUUUCAGUGAAACUACAGGAAAUCAAACACUCCUGUGUUAGUGGAUCACAGCAAGUGCAGGAUUGUGUGCAGUCAUUUUGAAGGUCAUGGUCCUGUUGAAGAGAGCUUUAUGCCAGCAUUGUGCUGUGUCAGAACACCAUGUAGCAGAAGACUUUAUUUUAGCUCUGAACAACUUAUAAAUAAUUUCUGCUUGCCGUUGGUUUUGAAGCCAUUCCAGUAAUGUACAGCUCAUCCAAGUUUUAUCUUGGCAAAGGGAGAUAUUACAAGGCAUGAAGGGUGUUUCUGACAGAAUAUAUUUCAAGGGUAAAAUUUGUAUCUGCAACACUGACCACAUUUGUGACAUACUAUGUAACAUCGUUGUUUUUUUUUUUAACUGGCCAUCACUAAAUGUUUAACUCUGCAGGCUUAAAAUAUUAUAUGCUAUAUUAUAUGCUUUGUCUCAAAAUGUCUUUAAAAAGCCAACUUGCUACUACACAGUAUGUACAACAGCAAAAGGGUAUAGAUCACUGGAGUACAGGAAGCAGAAACAAAUGCUUUGAAAAAUGA